This is a messenger RNA of Andrographis paniculata, 1502 nucleotides long. Its product is annotated as auxin-responsive protein IAA13-like. Gene Ontology annotation, molecular function: protein binding. Bases 335 to 1195 code for a protein of 286 amino acids. The record is from RefSeq and is a predicted model, not a curated record. Gene Ontology annotation, biological process: regulation of DNA-templated transcription. The transcript is spliced from 5 exons. Lineage: Eukaryota; Viridiplantae; Streptophyta; Magnoliopsida; Lamiales; Acanthaceae. Gene Ontology annotation, cellular component: nucleus.
UUUUUCAAUGAUCCCUUCUUCAAUCAACUUCUUAAAGGAAGGGUGAAAGAAUUUUCAAACGAUCGAGGCAGUGUGUUGUAGAAACAGAGUACAUUUCCUUGUAGUCGGGGAAAUGAUAGCAAAGAAGACCCGGCGGUGAAUCAGUUGAGAGCAACGAUGACGUUGAUGUGCACAAUGCCGACAUACGGCCCCACUUUUUCCCUUCAAGUCUUUAACUGUACGUCCAAUGGAAACCCUAAUUUACGCCUCGAAUUUCUCUAAUCUCCCCCCUUUUGCAGUUCCUUUAAUUUCUGGCUGAAAAGUGAAUUUUUGACGGUUCUUUGGGUGCGAUUUGAUGUCGACUUUGUCAACUGAGGAGAACAAUACGGUCAUGUCGGAGGAGGAUUCUUGCUCGUACCCGGAUGAGUCUGAACUGGAAUUGGGGCUUGAAUUGAGCCUCGGAGGUGGCGGCGGUGGGAAGGCUUGGGUUAAGCCGCCGGCGGGAGCGGGUUCGAGGGAUCGGUAUGGGAUAAUCUUGACGGCUAAUGAAUCUCCUCCGGUGGUUUCUGCUAAAGCAGCUGCGUCAUCAUCGUCGUCUUCUUUCUCCCCUGUUGCUAAAGCUAAUAACAAUGGUGGUGGCACAAAAAGGGCUGCGGAGCCUUCUUCCCCUCCGGGUCGAUCUGCAGUGAGCAGUCGGGUUGUUGGAUGGCCUCCUGUCAGUAACCGUCGAAUGAAUACACUGGGAACCCAAUCUAAGUUACUGGCCACUGAGGACAGUGCUUCAACUGAACCCAAAUGCAGAGGCACCAGCAUCGGGAUGGAUAAAAUAAGUUACAGCAGCAACCAGAAUAAUAAUGUUACAAAGGAUAAAAGACUCCCCAAAACAUCAUUUUUUGUAAAGGUGAACAUGGAUGGGAUCCCGAUUGGGAGAAAGGUAGAUCUAAAUGCUCACAGCUGCUACAAGACCUUAGCCCACAUGCUGGAUGACAUGUUUAAACUUGAUGCAGCAGUUGUCACAAGACGAUCAAAUUUGGGAGAGCCUUUCAUUUUUAAUGGCACUGAACAAUCUCUGAGAUUGUUAGAUGGUUCGUCUGACUUUGUUCUCACUUAUGAAGACAAAGAAGGAGAUUGGAUGCUUGUUGGAGACGUCCCAUGGGAGAUGUUUCUGAGCUCAGUGAGGAGGCUAAGGAUUAGGAGAUCCACUGAAACUAUAUGACCCGCUGCAGCUACGGUCAAAACCAUCAAUAAGAUAAGUUUGGAAAGAAAACAAGAUCCUCAGGAAGCCGUAAAUGUGUGAGAAGUAGUGAUCCUCUUCUAUCAUCGAACUUGUUUUUAUUUCCAGCCAAAUCGUGUCUUGGUACUCUUUUGUAUGUUCGAAUUACUUGUGUCAUACAGGUAACUGUACAACUGAGAGCUGCCUUUCGGUGCAUUUUUAUUGUAGGAAUGUAUUCCUGUUGAGUUAUAGCUUUGCUAUGCUUCAAACUGGUGGCUUUCUGUGUUAAAUAAAGUGUUUCCAUUUUGUA